GAACUAUUGUUCGGCGGCAUCGGAUUCCACUUCCACCUCCACACGAAGAUCAGUUCUAUACUAUAGAUCAUUUCAAUAUCAACACAGAAGUAAUCUUUUAUGCCCGAAGAUAUAAGAUUGUAGAUUGUGACCAGUUUACAAAAAAUUUCCUGAGGAAGAUGGGAGUUAGAUUAAAUACUCCAGCAAGUCGUCCAGAUGACCCGUACACCAAAGAGCGACAAAAGGUUCUGGAUAGUAUGAAUCCAUUGCGUCCUUAUGAGCGCAUUGACACUUUGAAACAAUUUCUGGAGCAUGAUGGACAAGUGUUACGUUUUUUCUGUGUGUGGGAUGACCCAGAAUCCAUGUUUCAUGACCCACGGGAACUUGUUCUGCACUAUUAUUUGUCUGAUGAUACAAUUGAUAUAAAAGAAAUUUUACCAGUAAACUCAGGCCGGGAUGCCGUUCCACUUUUCCUGAGAAGAGAUAAGCUUCCAAAGUAUGCUCCCACUGGGCUGUACCAGCCAGGCACAAUCACCAGUCGCACUGUUCUCAAUGUCUUUGGAAACUUAGUAGGAAACAAAGGCCGUUACAUUCUAGACAAUCGUAAGACAGGAGCAGUGCAUCAGGAAUUUUACAGAGACAGUGACCUGAAAAUAGGGGCAGUAAUUAAUGUUUGGGGAAGGAAGAUAAUGCUCUGUGAUUGUGAUCAAUUCACUAAAGAAUAUUACAGGACAAAGUAUGGAAUUG
Pterocles gutturalis (yellow-throated sandgrouse) is the source of this 726-nucleotide messenger RNA. RefSeq names its product EF-hand domain-containing family member C2-like. Gene Ontology annotation, cellular component: microtubule. The transcript is spliced from 4 exons. Gene Ontology annotation, biological process: regulation of neuron projection development. The record is from RefSeq and is a predicted model, not a curated record. The annotation marks the transcript as partial. Lineage: Eukaryota; Metazoa; Chordata; Aves; Pterocliformes; Pteroclidae.